This is a messenger RNA of Erigeron canadensis, 1078 nucleotides long. Its product is annotated as receptor-like protein EIX2. The transcript is spliced from 2 exons. Gene Ontology annotation, molecular function: protein binding. The record is from RefSeq and is a predicted model, not a curated record. Lineage: Eukaryota; Viridiplantae; Streptophyta; Magnoliopsida; Asterales; Asteraceae. The coding region runs from base 10 to 855 and encodes 281 amino acids.
CUCACAGCUAUGGUCACGAAACGGUUUGGAGAUGAUGUAGCCAGCCAUCGUUAUCCUUAUGCUGUACGAAGUGUGCGAAGACGUGGCACACUUGAAGGCCACCCACAUUUAACUCUUGAGAUGCUUGAGGGAGACAAUUAUCGUCCCAUGCCUCCCCUAGAGACCGUCAUAGAAGCUGUCGGAGAAGCCCUAUUCACUGACAUUGCAUUCGUUGCAUGGAAAGGAAAAGUCCGUGAGUUUGGAAGAAGUAAUCUCGAGCUACUUAAGAGCAUUGAUCUUUCAAACAACAGCUUUUCGGGAAUACUUCCCAAUGAGAUCACCAGGCUUGUUGAAGUGGUGUCGUUAAAUUUCUCCUGUAACAAAUUUCACGGACAAGUCCCAGAAGAUAUCGGGCAGUUAAAAUAUCUUGAAACUUUCGACUUGUCAGGAAAUGAAUUUUCCGGAAGUAUUCCCUCCAGCUUGUCAUUGAUAGAUUCUUUAGGUUAUCUUGACCUCUCAAACAAUAACUUGUCUGGAAAAAUACCACUUGGGAAUGGUCGUAAACUUCAACAAUUCAAUUCUUCCUCCUACAAUGGUAACCAUCUACUAUGUGGACCUCCACUUACGCAAGAGUGUGGGUUUAUGCCUGUUGGUCCUGUUGAUGGAAAGCAAGAAGAUGACCAAGAAGAAGAAGAAGAACUUUGGAAAUCGUAUUACAUGGGAAUGGGUGUUGGAUUUGGUGCUGGAUUCUGGGGAAUUUGUGGCGCUAUAUUUCUCAAUCGUCGAUGUAGAUAUGUCAUGUUUGCAUCAUUGAGUCACGUUAAAGAUUGGAUAUACAUUUCAUUGGUUGUGUAUCUUCGAAAGUUGAAAAGGUGAAUCUGCGAGAGGUGUGGAGCUUAAGGAUUGGUGUUCGUAACACUAGUCUUCAACUUUUUUUUUUACUUAAAACUGGUGGUGGAAAACUGGGUUUGGCCUUGACGGGCGAUAAAACUCCAAUCUUAGACCUCUUCCUUUAUUUUAGUGGUUUUUCAUUAGUGUUUUUGAUGUUGUUUUAGUUUGUGCAUGAAAUAUAAAUGUGAUUAUUUGAUUUUGAUAUAAA